Exophiala spinifera is the source of this 489-nucleotide messenger RNA. RefSeq lists its product as uncharacterized. The transcript has 2 exons. The coding region runs from base 1 to 489 and encodes 162 amino acids. Gene Ontology annotation, cellular component: cytosolic small ribosomal subunit. Lineage: Eukaryota; Fungi; Ascomycota; Eurotiomycetes; Chaetothyriales; Herpotrichiellaceae. The record is from RefSeq and is a predicted model, not a curated record. Gene Ontology annotation, molecular function: RNA binding; structural constituent of ribosome.
AUGCUCAUCCCACGCGAGGACCGCAAGAAGAUCCACGAAUACCUCUUUCGUGAGGGUGUCGCCGUCGCCCAGAAGAACUAUGAGCUGCCCAAGCACCCUGACAUUGAUGUGAAGAACCUCUAUGUCAUCAAGGCUUGCCAAUCUCUCACCUCCCGUGGCUACCUCAAGACCCAGUUCUCCUGGCAAUACUACUACUACACCUUGACUCCCGAGGGUCUUGACUACCUGCGCGAAUGGCUCCAUCUGCCCGCUGAGAUUGUCCCCGCGACGCACAUCAAGCAGCAACGAUCCCACGCCCCUCCUCGUGGCAUGAUGGGUGGUGACGAGCGCGAACGACGCGGCGGUGGCCGUGGCGGUCCUAGAGGAGACCGUGAGGGCGGAUACCGUCGUCGUGACGCCGGCGAGAAGGAGGGUGGUGCUCCAGGCGAAUUCGCUCCCACUUUCCGUGGUGGGUUCGGCCGUGGACGUGGUGCUGCUCCCAGCUCCUAG